AUGGCCGACAGCGACUCACCAAACACAAUCACUGUGACCCUGAAACAGGUCGCCAAGAUGAUUGACCACUCACUCCUGCAUCCGACCAUGACCGAUGCCGACAUCGAUGCCGGUCUCACAAUAGCAAAGGAAUACGGCGUAGCCACCGCCUGCGUGAAGCCAUACCUCAUCCCCCGCGCAAAAAAGGCUCUCGAGGGCACCGACGUGCUUGUCUGCCCUGUGAUUGGCUUCCCUCACGGUAACAGUACGACCGAAGUCAAGGUCUUCGAGGCGACCAAGGCCGCGGAGGCGGGCGGAAAGGAGAUUGACAUGGUGAUCAACAUCGGCAAGGCCCUGGGCGGCGACUGGGCGUACGUCGGCCACGAGAUCAAGCAGAUCAACGACGCGGUCGUGCGCCACGGUGCCACGCUCAAGGUCAUCUUUGAGAACGACUUCCUGGAGGAACAGCACAUCGUCCGCCUGUGCGAGAUCUGCUCCGAGAUUGGCGUCGCCUUCGUCAAGACCUCGACGGGCUACGGCUUCGUCAAGCAGCCAAGCGGGCUGUACACAUACGCUGGGGCUACCGUCCCGCACCUUAAGCUCAUGCGCAAACACUCCAAGCCCAAGGUUCAGAUCAAGGCUGCCGGUGGCGUCCGGAGUCUCGAUGACCUGCUGCACGUAAUGUCGCUUGGAGUUACGCGGAUUGGUGCGACCGCUACGGUGGCGAUUAUGAAGGAGGCUGUCGCGAGAGGUAUCACAGACAAGCCAACUACUAUCAACUUUAAGCCAAUAGCUAGCACUGCCCCUGGCGGUUACUGA
This is a messenger RNA of Diaporthe amygdali, 798 nucleotides long. RefSeq names its product deoxyribose-phosphate aldolase. The transcript has a single exon. Lineage: Eukaryota; Fungi; Ascomycota; Sordariomycetes; Diaporthales; Diaporthaceae. Gene Ontology annotation, molecular function: deoxyribose-phosphate aldolase activity. The coding region runs from base 1 to 798 and encodes 265 amino acids. Gene Ontology annotation, biological process: carbohydrate catabolic process; deoxyribonucleotide catabolic process. The record is from RefSeq and is a predicted model, not a curated record. Gene Ontology annotation, cellular component: cytoplasm.